AUGUCAGACUCGGUUGAUCGAGUCUUCAGCCAUGCGCUCAACACCGUCAACAAGAUACGGACGGGGUCGCAGAAACCGCCGUCUGCGACCAGGUUACGCUUGUAUGGGCUAUAUAAGCAGGCCAUGGAGGGCGAUGUCGACGGUAUAAUGGAAUGUCCAAGGGGGAAUGAUGACCAGUCGCAACGAGCACGGGAGAAAUGGGACGCUUGGAAACAGCAGAACGGUCUCUCCCGCACCGAAGCCAAACGCCGCUACAUCACAACCCUCAUCGACACCAUGCACAAGUACGCCUCACCCUCGCCCGACUCCCGAGAACUAGUCGCCGAACUUGAAUUCGUCUGGGACCAAGUAAAGUCCAACGUGCCAUCCUCCUCCUCCUCCUCGCCACUACGAACCUCCGACCACAUAACCCCCGGCUAUUCCCAGCACGAACUGGGCCAAAGCGGCCGCGCAGCCAUGAACAGCAGUAACGACAUGGACCGCUCUCGACACGAGCCCCAACACUCGGAACGCCGCGACGUUCCCCUCCGCGUCAAAUCACCAAUGUCGCAAUCCGAAGAAGAGCUCGAGGAAGAGGAAGCAGAAAUCGAUCGCGAGGGCGAAGUCUUCGUCGACGCCCCAGAUUCGCAAUACAACCCUACAUCCUACCCAGACGAUGACGCCCCUGAACUCGAAGACGCAGGCGUACAAACCGAUUUACAACAGUUGAUCCGCGCUGAACCUAUACCCAUACAAACACCUACGCCCGCGCCACGGAAUCGCGGCAUGGGCGUCCUGGGUAAACCUAUCCAGAUGCCCAUUCCAGGUUUCGGCAGCACACCUGCCCCAGCUGGAAACGGUGCAGCAGGGGGAAAAGACACAUCCCCGAAAGAAUCAGUCGCAGACCAAAAAUGGAGAAAGCGCGUUGAGCAAUCGCUCAUGAAGAUGACGGCUGAAGUCGCCGCAUUACGAGAACAAUUAGAAGCAAGAAGACUCUUCGCACAUUCAGUACACUAUCAGCUAUUCAGGGGCGUGUGGAGAUGGGUGUGGGCGUGCUUCAAGCAUAUAGCCGUUGAUGUAUUUAUACUGGGUAUAGUGUUGCUGUGGAUGAGGCGGAAAAAAGAUAAGAGGUUGGAAGGGGCGAUACGAGUGUUACUUGGUGAUGCAGUAGCGCAGAUGCAAAGGGGUGGCGGGAUGGUGUUUGGGCGGGUUAGAUUACCGCUUUUAGGGGGAGGGAAGAAAGGGGGCACAGCAACGUCAACAUGA
This is a messenger RNA of Alternaria rosae, 1245 nucleotides long. RefSeq names its product acyl CoA binding protein-domain-containing protein. Gene Ontology annotation, biological process: fatty acid metabolic process. The transcript is spliced from 4 exons. Gene Ontology annotation, molecular function: fatty-acyl-CoA binding. The record is from RefSeq and is a predicted model, not a curated record. The coding region runs from base 1 to 1245 and encodes 414 amino acids. Lineage: Eukaryota; Fungi; Ascomycota; Dothideomycetes; Pleosporales; Pleosporaceae.